UCAAUUCUUCACUGACAAUUCCAUCACUCUUAGUUUCAUGGUAGUCGGUUAUUUUUUCGUUCCAAUUUGGAUUCUGAUAUUAGCCAUAACGCAAUUUACCUUCUUUGCAACGAUGUCACUCGAAACAUGUAAAGUUAUGAAUCGACUAGUGAAAAGUUUGAUUGAUAAACAAAACUGCUCUAGUACGGAGAAAAUUUCCUGCACAUUGGACACUAUGCGAUGCAAAAUGUUAAUCAUCAAAAGUUUACUCACCGAUUUGGGCCGUUUGUAUGGAGUUCUCAUUGUCAACACAGUCCUCAGCGGAGUUUCUGCCACAGGGCUAGAACUUCUGGAACUGUAUCACUUUAUUCAAGAGCCCGAUUACUCCGUCGAAGGAAUAGUGUAUUUCGUAUACACUUUAACUUGGAUUGGCUUUCUUUUAGCUGAAGUCCUUCUCUGUAUUCGGCCUUUUUAUUUGGUGCAGAAGGAGAUAGUAAACCUUGGACUAAACUUGUGUAGUUUAAAUGACAUUCGACUCUUCGAGAUGUCUGACAGGUUCGCCCAACAAAUUCUAGUUUCGUACAAAAAUACUGUAGCUUGUGGCGUUGUUCCACUGGAUAUGCGAAUUUCAGUAGCGAUCGUUACAACGCUAUUCACCUUUUUCGUGUUGAUGAUUCAAGCCAAAAAUACAGCCGAGAGAGCCUUGCUUUCAAAUUAA
Uranotaenia lowii is the source of this 697-nucleotide messenger RNA. RefSeq lists its product as uncharacterized. Lineage: Eukaryota; Metazoa; Arthropoda; Insecta; Diptera; Culicidae. Gene Ontology annotation, biological process: sensory perception of taste. Gene Ontology annotation, cellular component: membrane. The transcript has 4 exons. Bases 38 to 697 code for a protein of 219 amino acids. The record is from RefSeq and is a predicted model, not a curated record.